Messenger RNA from Pteropus alecto (black flying fox), 759 nucleotides. RefSeq names its product amphiregulin (gene AREG). The transcript has 5 exons. Lineage: Eukaryota; Metazoa; Chordata; Mammalia; Chiroptera; Pteropodidae. The record is from RefSeq and is a predicted model, not a curated record. Bases 1 to 759 code for a protein of 252 amino acids. Gene Ontology annotation, biological process: positive regulation of mitotic nuclear division; epidermal growth factor receptor signaling pathway; positive regulation of cell population proliferation.
AUGAGAGCCCCGCCGCUGCCGCUGGCGCCCGUGGUGCUGUCGCUCCUGAUCCUCGCCUCAGCUCAUUAUGCUGCUGGACUGGACGUCAAUGACACCUACUCUGGGAAAGGGGAACCGUUUUCCGGAGACUAUGCUAAUGAAUUUGAAGUUACCUCAAGAGGUGGGAUGUCCUCAGGAAGCGAGAUUUCCCCUGUGAGUGAGAUGCCUUCUGCUAGCAAACUGUCCUCAGGGAUCGACUAUGACUAUGAAGAAGAGUAUGAUAAUGAACCACAAAUAUCUGGCUAUAUCGUAGAUGAUUCAGUCAGAGUUGAACAGGUAGUUAAACCGAAGAAAAAUAAAACAGAAAGUGAAAAGACUUCAGAUAAGUCCAAAAGAAAGAAAAAAGGAAGCAAAAAUGGAAAAAAUAGAAGAAACAGAAAGAAGAAAAAUCCAUGUGAUGCAGAGUUUCAAAAUUUCUGCAUUCACGGAGAUUGCAAAUAUUUGGAGCAUCUGAAAAUAAUAUCGUGCACCUGUCAUCAGGAUUACUUUGGUGAACGGUGUGGAGAAAAGUCCAUGAAGACUCACAGCAUGGUUGAUGGUAAUUUAUCGAAAAUUACGUUAGCAGCCAUAGCUGCCUUUGUCUUAGCUGUGAGCUUCACAGCUAUUGCUGUUAUCAUUACAAUUCAGCUUCGAAAACGAAACUUCAGGGACUAUGAAGGAGAAGCUGAAGAACGAAAGAAACUUCGACAAGAAAAUGGAAAUGCACAAGCCAUAGCAUAA